AUGUCAAUGAAACUGUGCAUUUACGAGGAAUGGAAUAAAACACAGCACAGUUUAAAAUUCUCGCAAAUAUUUUUGACGAUCACAGUAUUUGUCUUAUUGGAUUUGGUAACUGUUGUUGGUAAUUUGAUGGUCAUUACUGACGUUGUGAUGAAGAAAAGACUACGUGCUACUGCCAAAACGCUUAUUUUAUCGCUUGCGACUGCCGAUUUGGUGACUGGAAUAGCAACCCUCCCGAUCAAUGCGAUAAAUGAAGUCCUGCAAGGAUAUUGGAUAUUCGGUGACUUAUGGUGUAUCGUAAAUAUUACAUUGGAUGCAUGGUUGUGUACGACAUCCAUUUAUAGCACAAUUGCAAUCAUCACUGAUCGACUUAUUGCAAUUACCAAACCACUACACUAUUCCAUACUGGUGACUCGCGAUAGGAUUUAUAUGACAGUUGUCGCUAUCUGGACGUAUUCAUUCUUGUUAUGCAGUCCAAAUUUCCUGCUUGUAAAUACUUAUAAAUCAGCGGAUAACCAAUGCAGAUGCAUUCCUGUGUAUGCUGGUAGAAUAUACAUCAUUAUCAGUGCGUCAUUAAGUUUCUAUAUACCAAUGGUGCUAGUAACUUUUAUUUCUACAAAAAUUUAUAUAAUUACAAGACGAGCUCGAUUGUUGGAUAUAGUAACGUCAUUUAACGUGGAUGAAUCGAAAAAAAAACUAUGCUCUAGUCAAUAUAAGGUUUUCCGAGGUAACAUCCAAAUUAAUAUGGAAAAUAUAAGAAAUAUGAAUAAAAAUGAAACUGCACGGUCAAAAGGAAAACGAAAUAUCAAAGAAAAUACCGUUCGAAGUAUAGAUUCGAAUAUUCAUUCUGCUGCAAAAAGAGAACUAAGGAAGCCUCACCCUCACCGUCUAAAACAUACAACGAGCGAACCAGAAAUGAUUAGGAUUAUUCAAAAGAAACGUUCUAGUGAACAGUUCGAUAUCCUAAUCGCCAAAGACCAACACCAGGGCUCACUUUUACAAAUUUUCGCCAGUCCAUCAAAAACUAAAUUUUGUGUUACUGAGGAUAAAAAACAGAAUCUACAGACUAAAACUACUGAAAUGAUUACUAUUAUAAGUGGCUGCGUCAUAUUUUGUAGGCUUUUUUACAGUAUACUUUACGGAUUUUCUUUAAAUGUUAGUCCACAUAUUUGGUCUAUAUCAUUUUGCAUGGGUCAUGUUAAUUCAGCCCUAAAUCCUGUCAUAUAUCUUUUUGUUAAUCGUGAUUUCAGGAACUAUUUUAAAGAGUUCUUUACUUGUUCUACAAAUGGUCGACCUUGA
Messenger RNA from Cercopithifilaria johnstoni, 1296 nucleotides. NCBI's taxonomy places the organism in Eukaryota, Metazoa, Nematoda, Chromadorea, Rhabditida, Onchocercidae. The record is from the annotation of a GenBank genome assembly.